Necator americanus (New World hookworm) is the source of this 399-nucleotide messenger RNA. RefSeq lists its product as uncharacterized. The record is from RefSeq and is a predicted model, not a curated record. Gene Ontology annotation, molecular function: nucleic acid binding. Bases 1 to 399 code for a protein of 132 amino acids. NCBI's taxonomy places the organism in Eukaryota, Metazoa, Nematoda, Chromadorea, Rhabditida, Ancylostomatidae. The transcript has a single exon.
AUGACCUACUGCGCAAACGAACGAAUAAACUGGAUCUUCAACCCUCCAGCGUCACCAUGGAUGGGAGGCGUAUGGGAAAGACUAGCAGGAUCAGUGAAAAAGGCUCUAAACAAGUCAAUAGGACGAAGGAAGUUAAACUUCCCUGAGAUGUGUACGGUGCUGACAAGAAUUGAAGCAAUUCCCAACACGAGACCGCUUACAAAAUGCGAUACUGAUGACAUCACAAAACUUCUGCUUCGCCCCAUUGAUUUCUUGCAAGGAAACAUCAAGUAUUCCAUCUCAAAUGGAAGUGCAUUGCACGAUCUAACAGAUCCAGUACAUAAUCCUACGCUUAUACAAACUGAAAAACAAGCGCUGGAAGCAAUCCGUUUUUCCAAAACGAUUGCAGAAAAAUUUUGA